CUGAUGCCCUUUGACAAUCUGCAUGAUGACCCUCUUCUCACCAACCGCUCUGUGCAAAUCCCCUGCUUCCUGGCAGGGGACACCCGCUCCAGUGAGAUGCCUGAGCUCACUUCCAUGCACACCCUCUUUGUUCGAGAACACAACCGGCUGGCCACACAGCUCAAGCGCCUGAACCCCAGGUGGAAUGGGGAGAGACUCUACCAGGAAGCCCGGAAGAUUGUGGGAGCCAUGGUCCAGAUCAUCACAUACCGAGACUACCUGCCCCUUGUGCUGGGACCAGCAGCCAUGAGGAAGUACCUCCCCCAGUAUCGCGCUUACAACGACUCGGUGGACCCGCGCAUCGCCAAUGUCUUCACCAAUGCCUUCCGUUAUGGCCACACCCUCAUCCAACCCUUCAUGUUCCGCCUGAACAAUCAGUACCAGCCCAUGGAGCCCAACCCCCGUGUCCCACUCAGCAAGGUGUUUUUUGCCAGCUGGAGGGUAGUGCUGGAAGGUGGCAUUGACCCCAUCCUCCGGGGCCUCAUGGCCACCCCUGCCAAGCUGAAUCGCCAGAACCAAAUCGUGGUGGAUGAGCUCCGGGAGCGGUUGUUUGAGCAGGUCAUGAGGAUUGGGCUGGACCUGCCUGCUCUGAACAUGCAGCGCAGCAGGGACCACGGUCUCCCAGGGUACAAUGCCUGGAGGCGUUUCUGUGGGCUCCCACAGCCCAGCACAGUGGGCGAAUUGGGCUCAGUGCUAAAGAACCUGGACUUGGCACAGAAACUGAUGGCGCAAUAUGGCACACCCAACAACAUUGACAUCUGGAUGGGUGGUGUGGCUGAGCCCCUGGAACGUAAUGGCCGUGUGGGCCCACUACUUGCCUGCCUCAUUGGCACCCAGUACAGAAAGCUCCGGGAUGGAGAUCGGUUUUGGUGGGAGAAUGCAGGUGUGUUCAGCACGGAGCAGCGCCAGGCCCUGGCCAGGAUCUCUUUACCCCGCAUCAUCUGUGACAACACAGGCAUCACCACUGUGUCCAAGAACAACAUCUUCAUGUCCAACUCAUUCCCCCGGGACUUUGUCAGCUGCAGCUCUCUCCCUGCGUUGGACCUGGCAUCCUGGAGAGAGGCCUAGAGGCUGGGAACCCGAUGGAGAGGAACUUGGGCCUCUGUACCUUUUGUACUAUUUGUUUGUACCUGAUAUAAAGCACCACUGACGGG
This is a messenger RNA of Castor canadensis (American beaver), 1193 nucleotides long. NCBI's taxonomy places the organism in Eukaryota, Metazoa, Chordata, Mammalia, Rodentia, Castoridae. The record is from RefSeq and is a predicted model, not a curated record.